Messenger RNA from Aptenodytes forsteri (emperor penguin), 1131 nucleotides. RefSeq names its product RNA polymerase III subunit D (gene POLR3D). Bases 1 to 717 code for a protein of 238 amino acids. Gene Ontology annotation, molecular function: DNA binding. Gene Ontology annotation, biological process: transcription by RNA polymerase III. Gene Ontology annotation, cellular component: RNA polymerase III complex. NCBI's taxonomy places the organism in Eukaryota, Metazoa, Chordata, Aves, Sphenisciformes, Spheniscidae. The transcript is spliced from 7 exons. The record is from RefSeq and is a predicted model, not a curated record.
AUGGGCGCAGCGGAUGCCGUCGGCGGCACCGUGGACACGGGAGCCAGGGGAUGCAUCAAGGAGAAAACCUUCACCCCCAACAUAAUUAGCAGGAAGAUCAAGGAAGAGCCCAGAGAGGAUGUCUCCAUCAAGAAGGAGAAGAAGGAGCGGGACCGGGAUCGGCAGCGCGAUGGGCACGGCCGGGGCCGGGGCCGGCCCGAGGUUAUCCAGUCCCACUCCAUCUUCGAGCAGGGCCCUGCUGAAAUGAUGAAGAAGAAAGCAGGCUCCUGGGACAAGACGGUGGACAUGUCGGACUUUGGCCCUUCCCACAUCAUCAACAUCAAGAAGGAGAAGAGGGAGACGGACGAGGAGACGAAGCAGAUCCUGCGGAUGCUGCAGAAGGACGAUUUCCUCGAUGACCCGGGGCUGAAGAACGACAUCCGCAACAAGCCGGCGCAGCUGCCGCUGGGCCCUGCGGAGAAUACCUGCACCCUGGCUGACCUCCCCGAGGGGCAGGUGGGGAAACUGCUCAUCCGCAAGUCGGGGAAGGUGCAGCUGGUGCUGGGGAAGGUGACCCUGGACGUGACCAUGGGGACCCCCUGCUCCUUUCUGCAGGAGCUGGUGUCCGUCGGCAUCGGGGACAACCGGACGGGCGAGAUGAUCGUCCUGGGCCACGUGAAGCACAAGCUGGUGUGUUCCCCGGACUUCGAGGCUCUGCUGGAGCACCGGCACCGGUAGCCCAGGGGGAGCCGGCGGGGGACCAGCCCCACGCCCACAGCCCGUGGGGAACGAUCCCUGCAGUUCGGGGACCCUGCAGCGCCCCAGCUCUGCCCUCAGCCCCUCCAGCCUUGCCUUCGGGAUGUGGAGAGGUGUCUUCUUGCAGGUGUGGGCGCAGGGCCAGCUCCUACCUCCUUCCCGGCCCUGCAGUGGAGCAGCACCGGGGCUGGGGGCUCCGGUUCCGUCCCCCAGACCCACUGCCCCGCCCUGUGCAAAACCGGCAGGGGCCGGGGCUGCCUACAUCUCACAGACUUCUGGAUAUGCGGGACCGUGGCGUGUGUCCCCCCCCGCCCCGGGCUCUCCAGCAGCCGUGCACGCGCUGGGGAGAGCAGGACACGUGCCUGUGGGGAGAAAUGCGGAAUAAAAACCUCUUUU